Molecule: messenger RNA, 1132 nt
Organism: Cygnus atratus (black swan)
Lineage: Eukaryota; Metazoa; Chordata; Aves; Anseriformes; Anatidae
Gene: PGLS
Product: 6-phosphogluconolactonase
Exons: 5
Coding region: 31-789 (252 amino acids)
Biological process (GO): carbohydrate metabolic process; pentose-phosphate shunt
Molecular function (GO): 6-phosphogluconolactonase activity
Source: RefSeq, a predicted model, not a curated record
GGCCGGCCGCCCUCCGCUUCCGCCGCCGCCAUGUCGCGCCGCGUCUCGGUGUUCCCGUCCCCGCAGGAGCUGGGCCCGGCCCUGGCGCAGUUGGUGGCGCAGCGGGCGGCCGGCAGCGGCGGCCGCUUCUCGCUGGGCCUCUCGGGGGGCAGCCUGGUGGCGCUCCUGGCCCGGGAGCUACCCGCCGCCCUCCCCGGGCCCGGCGGCGGCGGCGGCGGCGCCGAGCCCUGGCUGGUGGCGUUCUGUGACGAGCGCCUGGUGCCGCCCGGGCACCCCGAGAGCACCUCCGGGGCCUACGAGGCCCAGCUGCUGCCCCGGCUCCCGGGACCCAAGCCCCGGGUGCUCACCGUCACCCCCGGGCUGUCCCCGCACGCUGCCGCCGCUGACUAUGCCGCCAAGCUCCGAGAGGCCUUUCAGGGCGACGGCGUGCCCGUCUUCGACUUGCUCAUCCUGGGAGUGGGGCCGGACGGCCACACCUGCUCCCUUUUCCCCGACCACCCCCUGCUGAAGGAGGAGGAGAAAAUCGUUGCUGCUAUUACCGAUUCUCCCAAGCCGCCGCCGGAGCGGAUCACGUUGACCCUCCCGGUGCUGAACGCGGCGCGCGCCGUGGUGUUCGUUGCCACGGGGGAAGGCAAAGCCGCCGUCCUGAAGCGCAUUCUGGAAGGCGCCGAGGAGAACCCCCUCCCCGCUGCUCGCGUCCAGCCGCACACGGGGCAGCUGCACUGGUUCCUGGACGAGGCCGCGGCGGCGGAGCUGACCGUUCCCUUCGAGAAGCAUUCCGUCCUGUAGGACCGAGCCCCUGGCCGGGUUUUUGGGAGCCGGGCGGCGGCGACCGCGGCGCCUGCUGCGUGACGUCCCGGUUCGAGGACUCCACGUCUGGUUGCCGUACUCGGGAGGGGCACGAAGCUAACGCGGGCUUCUUGUCCCCCGGGGAAGAGCCAAACCGCGCGGAGCACAGAUUUUCGUGUGAUGAUUCCUUUGGUUUGGCGUGGACCACGCGCCACGGCGGUGUCCGGGUGCGAGCGGCGGCGCCGGGGGCUGCACGAGGCGCUGGUGUCGUGCGGGCCGUGUCGCGGGUGGUCGCUGGGGCGUUAAACGGGUGCACGGCAUUAAACGAACGCAUUCCAGCUCU